AUGGCUUUCUGGACGGCACCGUUCCGGGUCGAGCCUACCGUCGAUAGGGACGCCAAUAUGUUUUGGCAGGGGGCAGACGGGCUGCCGUCUGAUGCAUCGAGCGAUCUAUUCGGACAGUUUGUGGACUUUGACGGAGAUAGUAUUGCCAGGACUCCCGUCGAUGAUGGGCGUAGCGGGAACUCGACGAUAGGGAGCGUACCGGAUUCGUUCUUCAUGAACCAAGCGGCCACAGGCACUGCCUCUUCAGUCGUCUCCUCGGCUGACGAAUUCGAUUUCUUUUCCACCACUGCGGCAAACCAUGGCCUGGAUGCCCAGGAGCUUGCUUUCGGAGUAGCUGCCGAUCCGGCUACCGGCGGAGCUCAUCAAUUCAACCAUCUCAGUCGCAAGUCCAUGUCGGAGACUGAGCUCCAACGCCUUGAAAACAUCUCCCUCCACUCUCCGCAGAAGAACUCUUCUGUCUCGCGCCCGCCGUCUCCCACGCCGCCCAACACCUCUACCCGGAGGCCAAAGAAGCUGGUCGAGGCACUGUCCUCUACUAUCCGCAAGGCGACCACCCUUGGGAGAAGGAGCAGAAAGCAGCAGCAGCAGCAGCCUCCGAUAGAGAGGUCAGCGUCCCCUACACUAGACCAUCCUCCCAUGGCCAUCAAGUCUCGAGCCGCACGGAUGCACAGCAUAGCGCAGAGCAGCGUGAGCAGCGUCUCUCACGAGAGCCCCUCGCCCACAUCCUACGACCCCGGCGCCUCGUCCUUUAUACACGGCUUCUGCGAUGAUCCGUUUGCUGAGCCGCCAAGGGUAUACCACUCUCCGAGCAUGCAGUACUACAACCAUGGCGGCAUGGAUCCUACGCCCAUGCACUCUUCCAACCGCCGCAUCAAGAGCGAGCAGCAUCUGUAUCAGGCAGCUUCAAGCAUGAUGGGUUCCACCACCACCGUCGAUGCCACUUCUCAAGCUCCGCAGCAAGCUGGCUGGCAGCAGCAAAUGAUGACGGCCUCGGCGCCGGAGCCUUGGGGCAGCACCGACUACGGGGCGAGUCAAGAUUCCGCCUGGUGGGAUCUCAACAUCAACGCCAGCAUGAACCAGGCCAUGCAUUCGCAGCACGGGGAGUUGCCAUAUGAAUACGCCCCUAUACCAGACACGGGGGCCGCAGGCCUUAUGAUCCACAUGCCCCAGCCUCGGCCCCCGCAGCCUGCCGUCGUCAACGACAUUGGGCUCACCGCGCAGACAUAUCUGCCGCCGCCGCCACCCAUCCCAACCGACCGCUGCAGCCGGCCUCCACGAGCUCCAUCCUCGGGAGCCCGUCAUCGCAACCUGUCGUCGUCGCCCAUGCGCAAGACCCGCGGUCCCUCGGCCUCGCCCACGCCCGCGCAGGCCCAGAUGCGCAACCAGUCCCGGCACAGCUCCACGGGGUCCAUCUCCUCCGUCCGCAGCGCCUCCGGCCGAGGCCCUGGGUCCGCGCCAAACACGCCGGGGGGCGUCCGCAAGCGUAGGUCGCGGGACGCCGGCGCUGGAAGCGGCAUCGGCCUCGCGGGCGACGGCAUAGGCUUUGUCAAUUUCACGCCCAACGACGGGAGCAUCCUGAUGACGGGCGUGGCGCCGAGCGGGAGCUCCAAGACAAAGGCCCGGCGGGAGAAGGAGGCCCAGGAGAAGAGGCGGAGGCUGAGCGAGGCGGCGAUGAAGGCCGUGGCUGCAGCGGGAGGAGACGUGGAUAAGUUGAUACAAGAGGGCUUUGUGUUUUAA
Molecule: messenger RNA, 1737 nt
Organism: Trichoderma virens Gv29-8
Lineage: Eukaryota; Fungi; Ascomycota; Sordariomycetes; Hypocreales; Hypocreaceae
Exons: 1
Coding region: 1-1737 (578 amino acids)
Source: RefSeq, a predicted model, not a curated record